This is a messenger RNA of Knipowitschia caucasica, 285 nucleotides long. NCBI's taxonomy places the organism in Eukaryota, Metazoa, Chordata, Actinopteri, Gobiiformes, Gobiidae. The record is from the annotation of a GenBank genome assembly.
AUGGUGAGGCAAGCUGAAGAGGUAGCACAACAGAUAACCCAGCAAGAGCAGCAGGCUCCACUGGCGGUGCAAGCAGUGAAACAAAAGAGGUUCGUGAAGAAAGGAGGGAAACCGCAGGGAGAGAGGAGCGGAGGACAGCGGCACGGCUACCAAGGGGGAGCAAGUGCAAUCGGUGCGGUAAAGAAAAGCACCAAAAUGCAGCCAAAUGCCCAGCAACGGAUUCCGAAUGCAGGAAGUGCGGGAAGAAGGGGCAUUGGGAAAGAAAAUGCUUCACAAAGACUGUGA